CCUUGAUAAAAUACACCGGAUGCCGAUGUUCUAUAUGGCCGAUUCCGAAGACGGGGUUAUCUAUAAAGGUAAUAAGAAUAAACACGUCAGUGAUCUGUCUUCGUUCCUUCCUUCCUUCCUUUCUUUCUUUCUUUCUUUCUCUCUAUUGCCAGUGAAUGACUGAAUACCCGGCUGUCAUUCAUGGUGGAUACAGCCAGGGCAGGGACCUGGACAUUGAAGAGGACCCCCGGGGAAACCAGUCGUUUGAAAAUGGUACUUAUGACCUGAUUGGUGGUCGCGUGCUCGGUCCUGCACGCUACCAGGAACUUGCAUCGAACUAUGCAGAAUGGGGGUAAAGUUGUUAUUAUGGAAAGCACGCGUGAUGCAAUGGAUGUAUAACUUGUUUUUGGAACUCUCCCUGGAUGGUGGGUGGUGGCUGAGCAAACCGGAUCCACGUCUCUUCAACAUCAGUCGCGCGUAUUCCUGGACACAUAGAUUUCGAGCGCAUGCGGCCUCAAUCCUGGUCAUCAUCCACUUGACUGCGCAUCACGCCCUGGUGGACGUUGCGCGACUCCAGAAAGAAGAAAGCUUCCUCAUCCACGCUGCCACUGGCGGAGUUGGUCAGGCUGCGAUCAAUCUCGCGCGAGAUCAGAUUCCGUCUGAUCAUAUUGUGUCGAGU
This is a messenger RNA of Aspergillus heteromorphus CBS 117.55, 658 nucleotides long. RefSeq lists its product as uncharacterized. The coding region runs from base 156 to 335 and encodes 59 amino acids. The transcript is spliced from 2 exons. The record is from RefSeq and is a predicted model, not a curated record. Lineage: Eukaryota; Fungi; Ascomycota; Eurotiomycetes; Eurotiales; Aspergillaceae.